Messenger RNA from Neocloeon triangulifer, 2121 nucleotides. RefSeq names its product 5'-nucleotidase domain-containing protein 3 (gene Nt5c). The transcript is spliced from 11 exons. Gene Ontology annotation, molecular function: 5'-nucleotidase activity. The record is from RefSeq and is a predicted model, not a curated record. Bases 138 to 1736 code for a protein of 532 amino acids. Lineage: Eukaryota; Metazoa; Arthropoda; Insecta; Ephemeroptera; Baetidae.
ACAGUAAAGUAAAAAGGGGGUGUGCCGAGCUCUUCAAGCAAGUACGACGUACGAGAGCAGCGAGAACAUUAAAUUGUGUCAAUGCGCGUCCGAACAGAGGUCGAAGUGUCCCGAAUUUCAAGUGUCCAAGGGUAACGAUGGCUUCCUGCGGACUGCUGCGGCUCGCGCCGUCCUUGCGACCAACCAGCCGGUCCAUCAGACCUGCGGUGCCAGCAGGUCGGUGGGUCGUUCGCUGCCUGUCCGGCAAGGCAACCACCAGGGACACCCUCAACGAGUCUUACCAGAAAACUAAAGACUUGUGUCUCUCUAAAAAACUGCCUAGAGACGUAAAGCCCGAAGCUGUUUUCGCCUGCAACGAGCUUGACCUCAGUGAGGUCAAGGUCUACGGUUUUGACUAUGACUACACUUUAGCCUGUUACAAACCUUCCCUGGACGACCUCCUCUAUGAUCUAGGAAAGGCAAAUCUCAUCAAUAAAUUUAAGUAUCCGAAAGAGAUCUCAAAUUUGAAGUACAUCCCGAAUUUCGCCGUCCGGGGUCUCCAUUAUGACAUAGAAAAGGGACUUCUUCUCAAACUGGACUCGUUUUUACAAAUCCAGUUAGGCUCCGUGUACCGCGGGUUGUCUCCGGUCUCGGACGAGGAGGUCCUGGAUUUGUACAAGAACAGGAUCAUCCCAAUUGCGUACGUCGAAGGAACAAGAAACUCUACUCAGAAAAAUCCAAACUCGCUUGAGAUGCUGGAUAACAUUUUCAAUACGAUGGGCUCGAAGGCAAAAAUGGUGCAGCUGGCUGACCUUUUCUCCGUUCCUGAGAUGUUGCUUCUCUGCCAGGUGGCUGAAUAUUUCAAGACCCACAGCAUCGACUACCACCCAGAAAUACUUUUCCAUGACGUUAAGACUGCUGUGCAAGGCGCCCACCCUAUCAUGCACAGGGUUGUGGCUGACAACGUAGCACAGUAUUUGGAACACAACCCAAAUAUUCGGGAUUACUUCCAAUAUCUGGCGGCGCAUGACAAGAAGCUCUUCCUCGUCACCAACAGUCCUUUUCAUUUUGUUGAUAAGGGCAUGAGUUACAUUGUGGGCGCCGACUGGCAGACCUUCUUCGAUGUCAUCAUAGUUCAGGCUCGGAAACCCAAAUUUUUCACCGAUGAGUCCAGACCGAUCCGUUUGUACGAUACAGGCAGCAAGACGCAGCUUUGGGACCGAGUGACAAGACUGGAAAAGGGUCAAAUUUAUUAUGAGGGCACCAUAAAGCAGCUGCAGGACAUGACAGGUUGGAAUGGGCAUCAGGUUUUGUACUUUGGUGACCACCCUUACAGUGACCUGGCAGAUGUGACUUUGCAGCACGGAUGGCGCACAGGAGCCAUAAUCAGCGAACUUGCACACGAGAUCAAAACUUUGAACGACAUAAAUUUCAAAAGAGAUGUCAACUGGCUGCAAAUGUUGACGCAGCUUAUUGAAGACUGUCAAGACGAUAGUGGAGCGAAUGUUCAAGAGGUGCUGCAGAAGUGGAUGGACGAAAGAGAUGAUGUUAGUCAGAGAACCAAAAUGGUGUUCAACCCCCAGUUUGGCAGCGUCUUCCGAACUUUCCAGAAUCCCAGCUAUUUUUCCCGAAGGCUCUUCCGUUUUGCUGACAUUUACACAUCCAACAUCAGCAACCUGAUGCAUUACUCUGUAUCACACACUUUCUACCCCCGCCGAGGUGUGAUGCCCCACGAGUACACCUCAUAUUUUGUCUAAUCAAUUUUUAGACUGCUUUUUUGUCAUUUUUUUGUGUGGCCAUAUUUAAUACACUUGAGUGUUUCCGUAAUUAAUCAAAAGCGUCAUUUGCGCCCCCAAAGAUAUCAGUUGUACAAGAAUCAAUGUGAAUCAAGGAUAAUAUAUUUGCCUUAGGUAGUACAAUAAUGUGGUUGUUGCUAGUUUUUAAAUUCAAACCAAAUCAGUUGCAUUUGGUUGUAAUCAAAGUCCAUUGUAGACAAAUUGAUUUGUGACAUUUUUACUCACAAAAAUGGAUAUUUUGUAGUUCCUUUUAGCUGCUCAGCUGUUCUUAUUAACAACGAUCUAAUUGGAUAAAAACAUGAGGUGUAAUAAAAUUAUAAAUAAAAAUAUAUGUGACAAAAUUCAG